AUGGCUGCGUUUGAUACUCCGUGGAUGAUGUCGAGCUCUCCGUCUUCAACCAGGAGAGAUGAUGAUGGCGCAUCUCAGAUCAGCCAUGAUCCGAAUCCCCCGACAGUGGCGUCCUUCUCGCCUGUGACCCUGUCCCAUACUACAUCAUCUACCAAACAACGGUCCACCAUUCUUGUACAUCAGAAAUCACCACUGUUGAUAGCUACACCGCCUCAGAUCACUCGGGCGUUGGCAUAUUCGCAUCCAUUUCUUCUGCCCCUCAAUAAAUUUGUUGGUCUUUUGACAUGGACGUCUGGGGAUCCUUGGGAGAGCUUCCUGCUCGUGGCAGGCUUCUGGGCGAUUGUACUAUACGGAGAUGUGGUUAUGCGGGUGGGAGGACCGAUUGUGGUUGUUAUGGGCUUGAUUUUGGGGAUGUAUUCUAGAAGAUACUCCCCUUUAUCCUCUACUGGCUGGACGGGAGAGAAGCAAAACAAAGGGCACAAGAAGGAAAAUUCGGAAGCCACGAAUACCAAACACCAGAAGACCCUGGACGAAAUUGUUGAGACACUGAAAAUAUUCACAUCAAGAUGCAAUGUGCUCCUAGAUCCUCUCUUAGAGCUCACGGAUUUCCUCUCAACCCAGAGGACUGCAACAUCCGCGACUACGAGGCCAGCUCUCACUACGCUUCUGAUACGUAUACUGCUUGUUACUCCACUGUGGAUUGUCCUCACGCUCCACCCAAUACAUAUCAUCACAACCAAGAGAAUUCUCCUAGUCUCAGGAACUAUAUUCUUGACGUGGCACUCGCGGCCAACCAGAGUAUCAAGGACAAUACUAUGGAGAUCAGCAGUCGUUCGACAAUUAUGUGCCGCUAUUACAGGUCUUCACUUCACCGACAACCUCACUCCUCCCACCACAGAUGAGGAGAGGCCGCCUGCCCUACCUCCUCGAAAUCCAUCAGCACUCGCAGCUACAGCUACACUAGCAGCAAAACGCAGACCCGAUGCUCCAGGGGUGAAAUUUACCUUUAUUCUGUAUGAGAAUCAGCGAAGAUGGGUUGGACUCGGCUGGACCACCUCGUUAUUUGCGUAUGAGAGGGCUACGUGGACAGAUGAGCAUUUGAAUCCAGCACCUGCUAAGGAUGAAUUUGAGCUACCUGAUGUUGAGGGUGGUGCGGCCAGGUGGAGAUGGGUUGAGGGAAGCAAAUGGCUUGUAGAGGGUGCUGGGGAGUCUGAUGAGGGAGGGGUAAAGGCUAAAGAGGAUGCCACUGAUGGUGGGCAAGGCUGGAUCUACUAUGAUAAUAAGUGGCAAAAUGGCCGCCGCGGCCAAGACGGCUGGGGCCGCUACACCCGCCGUCGAAAAUGGUAUCGUGACGCCGAGCUCGUCGAAGUGUCCGGCAGCACAGAAAUAACGCCCUCCCCCACCCCAACCCGCAAUAACAGUCCCACCGCAACACGCACCCCCGUCUCCGCAGCCUCAUCAAUAUCACCACCACAAUAUGAGCUUCCCGAGCAAGAAAAGGAAAAAGAGAGAGAAAAUAGCAUCAAAAGCGAUGAUGCUAGUACUAAAAGCUCCGGGUUCAGACAGGGUGGCGGUGCUAGGAAGAGACACACGCGGACGCCGAGUCGGAGGAGUAGUCAUAGUUAUGCCAGUGAUGAUGAUAAACCGAGACAUAAUGAGGCGGAUUGGGGGAUUGGUGAUGAUGCUAGAAUGGGCCUGGAGUAA
Lachnellula hyalina is the source of this 1704-nucleotide messenger RNA. RefSeq names its product Peroxisomal membrane protein (gene PEX30). NCBI's taxonomy places the organism in Eukaryota, Fungi, Ascomycota, Leotiomycetes, Helotiales, Lachnaceae. Gene Ontology annotation, biological process: peroxisome organization. The transcript has 3 exons. Gene Ontology annotation, cellular component: peroxisomal membrane. Bases 1 to 1704 code for a protein of 567 amino acids. The record is from RefSeq and is a predicted model, not a curated record.